This is a messenger RNA of Rubroshorea leprosula, 2276 nucleotides long. The record is from the annotation of a GenBank genome assembly. Lineage: Eukaryota; Viridiplantae; Streptophyta; Magnoliopsida; Malvales; Dipterocarpaceae.
AAGUUUACUUGCUUUUUGUUUUCCUGCAAAACUUCUGCGAGAAGCUUUACUGUACGUUUCCGGUGCGUGAACUGCAGCAUCAACUGGGGAACUCUACGUCAAGUCUUUCAAAACCGAAAUCAGAGUUUGAAAAAAUGUCCUCAGAAGGAGCAGAAAGUGUAGUUGGGAGUGAGGUGAUGCCCCUGGACUAUGGGAGCAUGGACGCAGAGAGUAGUCCAUCUCCAACUAGUUCGGAGAAAACAGUAGAGGGGGUGAGAGGAGAUGAGGGGGUGGAGGUUGGGGAGAGAGAGGUGGUAGAGGUGGGGAGGGAUGAGGUGGUAGGGGUUAGGGUAGAUAGCAUACCUAUCACCGUAGUAGAAGUAGAGGUUAGGCCAGCUGGGGUAGAGGAAAGGGCGUGUUCUGCUCCUCGGGAUCACUGGAUGCCUGUGUAUUCCCACUAUUUGAUAGCGGGACUCAGGUUUCCACUUCCUGAGUUGCUAAUAGGUUUACUAUUAGAUUACAACAUAGGGUUGACACAGUUGGUCCCCAACGCAAUGAGGGGGGGAAGUAGGAGGGAUAAAGGGUGGUAUUAUUUCACCCCUAGGGUAGCUAAGAAGGAAAGUAGGGUUUUAUUCACUGUAGGUCCUUCAUCCAUUAAGGGAUGGAAGGAAAAAUUAUUUUUUGUGGACAAUACAGAGUGGGGGAAGGGGGAUACCGAGGUGAGGGAGUUAGCCUCCUGGAAGGCCAAAAGGGCCAACCAGAAUAGGUUUAGCUUAAAUGAAGAUGAGGAGGAAGAAGUGAGGAAGUUGGUGAGGAAGGGGGGAGAUGUGUUGAAUAUCAUGGACCUCACCAGCGCAGCAUGCAUAGAAGUUGCUGAGCUCUAUGGGCCAAGCACACUGAGUGAAGCUGAAAUGGAUCAGUUUUUAAAUACUGUUGGAGGAGCGCCCAUCCCCAAGAAGCCAAGGAAGAAGUCAAAGACUUCGACCAAGCAAGUGGAUGAGAGGAGGGCUGGGAAGGAGAUGGUGCCCUUGGCUUCAGCUGAGACGGAGGAGGAGGUGCUGUCGCUGAAGAGGAAGGGUUGGGAGGAGAGGAAGGCACUGCAGAAGAAGCAGAAGGUGGUGGAGGAGGAUGAGGGGGUUGAGGUUCCUGAGUUCGUACCUCAACCUUCUCCUGUUGAGCUGGACCUUGAGCUCAGACAGUUGGAGGAGGGGGCUGAGGUACGAGCUCUUGGUAAAGGGAAGGGGCCUAUUCCCCCACUGGGGCCUCAGAGCAGCCUGUUCGAGGCGAAGAACAUAACGGGGGCCAGGUGGUUCAUCAACAACACCUUCCCCGAGGUGGACCAAAGCAACGUGCGGCAGGAAGCUCUGAGGUAUGGUGGAGCAUCUGUUGUGAAGCACGUUCUAGAGAGCGUGAGCUGGGUGAAUGGUCUAGCCCAGGAAUUCAGGGAGAGCCUGAAGGAUCGCGCACUCUUGCAGAGGCAGCGAGACCAGCUGCAAAAGGAGAAGGAAGUGUUGGAGAAGAAAAAUAAGGAGCUGCAAGAGUCUCUGAACGAGGUGGUUCCAACUGUUUCACAGUUGGAACAGGAGAGGUCUUCCCUGAGCACCAAGCUCGCUUUUGAGGAGAGCAAACGAAGGAUCGCUGAAAGCGAGCGUGAGGCUCAGGCGCAAGAAAUGAAGCUGAUGACGGAGGCAUUCAAGGAGCUGAAGGGGAACAUGCGGAAGUUGGUGCAUAACGGAAUGAAGGAGCACAUCAGCAACUUCAUCAGUUCCAGCUCGUUUGAUAGCAUCGUCAACCUGUACCAGCUGCCCACUGCCAUCAUUGCCUUCACAGACUGCAGAAAUAAGGUGAAGGCUGAAUAUCCCGAAGUGGAUGUGACGAAGAUCACCUUCGGCGAGCAAGAAGAAGGAGUGGAGGAGAAUGGCGAGAGCAUGUCAGCAGACUUCCUGGAGGAAGAAGGGGCAGAGGUAGAGGAGGGCGAGAUGGAGGCAGGAGUGGAGGGAACUGAAGUGGGUAAGGUGCAACCAGCUCCAGAAGUGGAGAUUCAUCCAGUUCUUUCUGACGAUGAGUAGCCUCCUCUGCCAGACGAGCAGCAGCCAACACAGCCACCUCCUCCAGCUGAGUAGGAGCUAAUGCAGUCACCUCUCCAGCAGAGAACUUUUGUUUUUUAAUUUUUGUAGAAUAUUGAAACAAUUUGUAAUUCUUCCUUGAAUGAAAAUUCAUUUUUAAAAUUAUGUGUUUGUUUGUGUUUGAUUUACAUUUUUGUUAUUAUUUUUUAUUAAUAAAAGACUUGAGAUUUA